GGGCUGGGGGCGGGGCCGGGCGCCGCGAGCCCCUCCUCUCGAGGGCCGGCCGGUUUGGCGGCGGCUGCGGAGGGUAUCUGAGGCUCGGCUGCCAAGCCGAACGGGCUCUGGCUCCUCCCAGUGGCCGGCCGGGGCGGAAGCAGGAGGCGGGGGCAGCGUGCGCGCUGCUGGUCUUCUCUCCCGCGGCGCUGGGGCCCGCGCUCCGCUGCUGUUGCUCCAUUCGGCGCUUUUCUGGCGGCUGGCUCCUCUCUGCUGCCGGCUGCUCCUCGACCAGGCCUCCUUCUCAACCUCGGCCCGCGGCGCCGACCCUUCUGGCACCCUCCCGCCCCGUCUCGUACUGUCGCCGUCACCGCCGCGGCCCCGGCCCUGGCCCCGAUGGCUCUAUGCAACGGAGACUCCAAGAAUCUGAUCAUGAUACAACAAAGAGAUCCAGUGUGGGACAUUCUACAAAAAGCUGGUCUGAUCUUUAAAAAAGGUCAAUGCCAUAAAAGACUAUAAAAAGUUUUAAUGUCAUGAAAUAUCUCCUAGAGUUGCUUUAAUGUGAAGUAUUUUCCUGGAGUCACUUCCUUUGGGACGUUGCCAUUCUUUCCAUCACAACCAGUUUCCUCACUGAUGUUGCUGGAGAAUGCUGGAGGAGACCUUAAGGAUGGCCAUCACCACUAUGAAGGAGCUGUUGUCAUUCUGGAUGCUGGUGCUCAGUACGGGAAAGUCAUAGACCGAAGAGUGAGGGAACUGUUCGUGCAGUCUGAAAUUUUCCCCUUGGAAACACCAGCAUUUGCUAUAAAGGAACAAGGAUUCCGUGCUAUUAUCAUCUCUGGAGGACCUAAUUCUGUGUAUGCUGAAGAUGCUCCAUGGUUUGAUCCAGCAAUAUUCACUAUUGGCAAGCCUGUUCUUGGAAUUUGCUAUGGCAUGCAGAUGAUGAAUAAGGUAUUUGGAGGUACUGUGCACAAAAAAAGUGUCAGAGAAGAUGGAGUUUUCAACAUUAGUGUGGAUAAUACAUGUUCAUUAUUCAGGGGCCUUCAGAAGGAAGAAGUUGUUUUGCUUACACAUGGAGAUAGUGUAGACAAAGUAGCUGAUGGAUUCAAGGUUGUGGCACGUUCUGGAAACAUAGUAGCAGGCAUAGCAAAUGAAUCUAAAAAGUUAUAUGGAGCACAGUUCCACCCUGAAGUUGGCCUUACAGAAAAUGGAAAAGUAAUACUGAAGAAUUUCCUUUAUGAUAUAGCUGGAUGCAGUGGAACCUUCACCGUGCAGAACAGAGAACUUGAGUGUAUUCGAGAGAUCAAAGAGAGAGUAGGCACGUCAAAAGUUUUGGUUUUACUCAGUGGUGGAGUAGACUCAACAGUUUGUACAGCUUUGCUAAAUCGUGCUUUGAACCAAGAACAAGUCAUUGCUGUGCACAUUGAUAAUGGCUUUAUGAGAAAACGAGAAAGCCAGUCUGUUGAAGAGGCCCUCAAAAAGCUUGGAAUUCAGGUCAAAGUGAUAAAUGCUGCUCAUUCUUUCUACAAUGGAACAACAACCCUACCAAUAUCAGAUGAAGAUAGAACCCCACGGAAAAGAAUUAGCAAAACGUUAAAUAUGACCACAAGUCCUGAAGAGAAAAGAAAAAUCAUUGGGGAUACUUUUGUUAAGAUUGCCAAUGAAGUAAUUGGAGAAAUGAACUUGAAACCAGAGGAGGUUUUCCUUGCCCAAGGUACUUUACGGCCUGAUCUAAUUGAAAGUGCAUCCCUUGUUGCAAGUGGCAAAGCUGAACUCAUCAAAACCCAUCACAAUGACACAGAGCUCAUCAGAAAGUUGAGAGAGGAGGGAAAAGUAAUAGAACCUCUGAAAGAUUUUCAUAAAGAUGAAGUGAGAAUUUUGGGCAGAGAACUUGGACUUCCAGAAGAGUUAGUUUCCAGGCAUCCAUUUCCAGGUCCUGGCCUGGCAAUCAGAGUAAUAUGUGCUGAAGAACCUUAUAUUUGUAAGGACUUUCCUGAAACCAACAAUAUUUUGAAAAUAGUAGCUGAUUUUUCCGCAAGUGUUAAAAAGCCACAUACCCUAUUACAGAGAGUCAAAGCCUGCUCAACAGAAGAGGAUCAGGAGAAGCUGAUGCAAAUUACCAGUCUGCAUUCACUGAAUGCCUUCUUGCUGCCAAUUAAAACUGUAGGUGUGCAGGGUGACUGUCGUUCCUACAGUUACGUGUGUGGAAUCUCCAGUAAAGAUGAACCUGACUGGGAAUCACUUAUUUUUCUGGCUAGGCUUAUACCUCGCAUGUGUCACAACGUUAACAGAGUUGUUUAUAUAUUUGGCCCACCAGUUAAAGAACCUCCUACAGAUGUUACUCCCACUUUCUUGACAACAGGGGUGCUCAGUACUUUACGCCAAGCUGAUUUUGAGGCCCAUAACAUUCUCAGGGAGUCUGGGUAUGCUGGGAAAAUCAGCCAGAUGCCAGUGAUUUUGACACCAUUACAUUUUGAUCGGGACCCACUUCAAAAGCAGCCUUCAUGCCAGAGAUCUGUGGUUAUUCGAACCUUUAUUACUAGUGACUUCAUGACUGGUAUACCUGCAACACCUGGCAAUGAGAUCCCUGUAGAGGUGGUAUUAAAGAUGGUCACUGAGAUUAAGAAGAUUCCUGGUAUUUCUCGAAUUAUGUAUGACUUAACAUCAAAGCCCCCAGGAACUACUGAGUGGGAGUAAUAAACUUCUUGUUCUAUUAAA
Pan troglodytes (chimpanzee) is the source of this 2694-nucleotide messenger RNA. It is a transcript of the gene GMPS, whose product is annotated as guanine monophosphate synthase. Gene Ontology annotation, cellular component: cytosol. The transcript has 18 exons. Gene Ontology annotation, biological process: GMP biosynthetic process. Gene Ontology annotation, molecular function: ATP binding; GMP synthase (glutamine-hydrolyzing) activity; GMP synthase activity. The record is from RefSeq and is a predicted model, not a curated record. NCBI's taxonomy places the organism in Eukaryota, Metazoa, Chordata, Mammalia, Primates, Hominidae. Bases 613 to 2673 code for a protein of 686 amino acids.